Molecule: messenger RNA, 6102 nt
Organism: Dujonia railenensis
Lineage: Eukaryota; Fungi; Ascomycota; Pichiomycetes; Serinales; Debaryomycetaceae
Source: the annotation of a GenBank genome assembly
AUGAGGAACGAUCAGGGUGAUAAUCGUCUACCGAGUUCGAAGACCGACUUAAGCGAGAAACCGCUUCCAAAACGACCUGGAGUACUUGCAAAAAUGAAGAAGCUCCAAAUUGGAUUUGGGAGUGAUGAACCUGCGGUUUCCUCUAUACCACAACCAAGCUCCCCUAAGCGUAAUGAGAGCAGUAAUGAUACCCAAUUCCAAGCAAUGAAGUACGAUGCCAUGGAUACAAGCCCAAAGGAACCAGUGCAGGUAAAAUACCUUCCUGGUAGGAAAGAAACUCCACCGUCGCCCAGAACAUCUAUAGGGCUGAACUCACCGCGGAAGUACUCUGCAAGUCUGCAGAGCUCAUUUGAGGCCAAACUACAACAGCAACUGUCGCAGCAGCAAUUUCGCAACCCCAGUAAUAAUAGUGACCUACAGAAUCAAAGGAGUAGUGGCGAAUAUGGUUACUUGAGAAACAGUAGUAACACAGAUUCAUUUGGCAAUAACACCAACAGUAACAAUCAUAUAUAUAGCAUAACGACUGGUAGUGUCUCAAGUAUUGGAUCGUCACUAGAUCCAAAGCUGAAAUCUUCUCAGAUAAUACAGCAUCAAGAACAACAUCAGAAGUCGACAGAUUUGACGUCAGUUGGUUUGAACUUGGCUGGAUACGGGCUAUCCUCUGAUGAUUUGAUGCCACCUCCAACGAUGAAGCCAAUGAAGGUGAUAAACAACAAUAAUUUGACUAAAACUGCGUAUCAAGGCGGCUUACAUCCACCGGGAUCACACCAUUCUUCAAGAAAUAACUCCAAUAACUCACUCCCGGAACGGAGGGCUAACGCAGCAGCAGAAAGAUCCAAUUCAAGAGACAGCAGCGGAAGUAGUAAUGGGGGACCAAUUGUAAGCAAGACCACGUCCAACCCGGCUUUAAUCAAAAAGGCUAUAGUGACACCUAGCACAAAUGAAGAAGGAUCCAGUAGCACUUUGCAAUCUUUUUCCGUCCUAUCGUCCAACAUUAACCAAAUGCCCAAGGCAGAGAUAGUAAAUAGCCUAUUUGAAAGACUACUCCUGUUAAGAGCUUUCACUGAGGCCGCAGUUAAAACUUUAAGAGAGCAACCUACAAGGAGGAAAUGGGAGCUUUUGUUGAGCGAAAAUGAAAGUAAUGAGAAUUUUGACUUGCGGAGUUUAACUACGCAAGUUCACAUCCAGCAACAACAACAGCAACAGCAAUUACAUCAACAACAGUUUUUGCAACAGCAGCAAUUAGAAAGGCAACUUCUGCAGCAACAACUGCAACAUUCUGGCGAAAUUGCAUUGUCUUCCACUCCCACUCCACCUGUUAUCACGAAUAUAGAGAGAACAUCAUCCACGUCAUCUGAUUCUUCAAAUUCGAAUUCACGUAAAUCUAGACCACAUUCAACCUUUUUAGCACUUUCCAGAAUAGUCACGACUUCAGAUAGAAAAAAAUCCAUUGAUAGCCCCUCUGUCAAUUCUUCAACACCAAGUGAUCCCUAUGGAAGUUCAGCAACUUCGGGCAACAACACUACUGCUACUUUUGCAUCUCUUGUAAAGAAAUCAAAACUAUCAGUUAACUCACCAGAAUGGUUUGUUUCAAGGUUAAUGUCUAAUAAGUUAACUGUUAAAGAAUAUAAAAAGUUGGAAAAGAAAUUAUCUAAAAACACUGUUUCUGCAAAGACUGGUAACACUUGGAUACAAAGUUUCAAUGAGGCUCAAGGUGAGACCGCUUUGGGUGUGAUCCUUUCAAGAAUUAACAAGAAAAGUAUCAAAUCAAAUGAAGAAUUCGAGAAGGAAUACGCUAUUGUGAAAUGCUUGAAGAAUAUUUUAAAUUUUGAAAUUGAACAAAACUCAGGAAGUUUCGCUACUGAAUCUAACAGAGCAAGUCGUGACUUGAGCAGUUUGGUCAGUUAUAAUACCACUUCAUCCUCACAGUCUUCCAACAAAAACAAGUCUUAUCUUAUAAAGGCGAUAAUAUUUUCCUUGAUUUCACCUAGAUUAUCCACGAAAAUUCUUGUCACUGAAGUUUUAAUAUUUCUCUCAUAUUAUAAAGCAAACGAAUUUGUGGGAGUUAUAUUAGAAGGAAUGAGCCUGCUUCAAGAACUUUUAGGAGACGAGGUUAGAUUUCAGCCCUGGCUCUCUUCAGUUGAACAAUCUUUGAAUAAAUCGUUUGUAGGUAUCGAAGGUAACGGCGAGAACUUAAAGAACUAUGCACUUACUACUUUGUUAUUGAUUAAUUCAAUAGUUGAAGGAACUAGAUCAAUUAAGACGAGAAUUUCAAUCCGUAGAGAGCUUACUGACUCAAGGCUAUUUCAAUUGUUUGAUAAAAUCAAGGUUAUUGGAGAUGAUAGGAUUUUGGAUGAGAUUGACAAGUAUGAAAUAUUCGCAGAAGAAGAUUACAACGAAUUUUUACAAAUGGAUAGCGAGGUUGCUAGUAGUAGUAUACAAGGAACUAAUAACGGUGUUGACGGCGAAGAAAUCAGUAUUGAUGACCUUUUCGAAGAUUUGAAGAAGCUAUAUGAUCAUUCAGAAGACUUAGAAAACAAUCUUGGGUCAAUUUUUCAAAAGUUGAUUACGUUAAGGGAAAGCAGCAGAAAUGAAGUGGAAGUCAACAAAUUAUUAAUUCUUACCAAUUCCAUUUUGCAACAUAUUAUAGCUGAAUCUACCAAUGUCGGUACUGAUUCUGGUACUGUUUUGAACAGUGGUAUUCAGAGGUUGAUGGAUAGAUUAACGACAGAUGAUACCGCAAGAAGAGCGAUUCUAGAGUCCAAAGAUAUGGCAAGAACGGUGGAUAGAUUGGAAAGAGAAAAGCAAGCUCUAGAAGUAGAAAUUAGCUAUGGUUCAAAGGGAAUGAUCAAUAACUUAAAAAAGGAGGCUCAAAUAAGUAGUACAAAGAUGGCUGCUCAACAAAGGCAAAUAGCUUUACUUCAAUACCAGAUAAAAAGACUAGAGGAUGAGAAGAAUAGAUUGCAGAAAGUUGUCGAUACUUCUGUUGUCAAGCCUGUUACCCUUAGUGCAGUUGGUAAUCACUCUCAGUCUUCAUUGACUUCCUCUCCAAAAAUCACUCCUGCAGAACUUGAAAACGUCCUAGUAGGGAGACAUAAUGAAAAGUAUGAGACAAUCAAAGAUAUUGACGUUACCCUGGAAUUUAUUGCUCCGCGUCCUCCUACGCCGCCUCCAAUGAGCAACUUUUUUGGAAGGAAUGGAAAACAUGGUGAAAUUAAAGGAAUCUUAAAAUCCAAUAAUGUAAUAAGAGAUUUUGCACCUGAAGUUGUGGAUGUUUCGCAUAGAUCGAAUAAUUUCCAAAAAACUGAAGGUAGCGCAAUUUCCAGCGUUGGUGCGACUCAUGGAUCAAAUGAUUUCCAAACUAUUGAUGAUAGUACAAGUUCAAGUGUUGCUGCGACGCAUGGGUCAGAUACCAUCGCAGAGGGCAGAACAUACUCGACUGCUGAUGCCUUGACUUCUGUUGGUGCAAGCAAUGUAGCUAAGAAUUCCUCUGGGGACUUCGGUAAUUCUUCUUCAUUAGGCAAAACAAGCAGUAGUACAACAUUAACUUCUGCGGCACCACCACCUCUUCCACCCCCAUUGCCUGAAAUGCUUGAAAAUAAGACCAGUUCGACAGCUACGAAUAUCCCUCCUCCUCCACCACCACCUCCGCCCAUGCCAGGAAUGCUUAGUAAGAGUGUGACUUCUGGAAACUUGCUGACACCACCACCGCCACCUCCUCCUCCUCCGUUACCUGGAAUGCUCACUAAGAGUAGUACUUUAAUGAAUAUAGGAGGAGCUACUCCUCCACCACCACCACCUCCUCCAUUACCUGGAAUGCUCACAAAGAGUAGUAGUGGAUUGAGUUUUCAACCUACACCACCUCCUCCCCCUCCGUUACCUGGAAUGCUUAACAAGAGCAGUACUACAAAUACCUUACAAUCAUCUCUGUCUCCUCCCCCAUUACCGGGAAUGCUUUCUAGAAGUGAUCUGGGCAUUUCACCAAUUCAUCAAGUAUUAGCUACCAAUGGCAAUGGCAUAAUUUCACUGUCUACCUCAUCAAAUCAGGUAUCGAAAAAUCCUUCUUUAGUAAACUUACAGGAAUUAUCUAAGGCAUUUGAGCCAGUUGAUAUCAUUCUUCCUACAAUUCGUCCAAAGACUAAGCUAAAACAAAUGCAUUGGGACAAAAUCGAUGACAUUGACAAUACUUUUUGGACAGAUAUCAAUCACGGGGACCUUGAAGACCAAUUAGUAGAAAAGGGAAUUCUCACUGAAGUUGAAAAGGUAUUUGUUGCGAAAAACUCAACUGUUAAACUUAAAGAUGGAGCAAAUUCAGGAAGCGGUGCUAAAAGAAACUUUCAACCUGCAAAGCCCACCAAGAUAUCAUUCUUAUCGAGGGAUUUGGCACAACAAUUUGGUAUCAAUCUUCAUAUGUUUGCUUCACUUAGUGAAACUGAACUCGUGAAAAAAGUUUUAGGCUGUGAUAAAGAAAUUUUAGAAAACUUGAGUGUUUUAGAAUUCUUCAAUAGUGAUUCAUUAUCUGAAAUUAGUGAUUCAGUCUCCAGAAAUUUCAUUCCUUAUUCAACAGCAUAUAUGGGAGGAGGAAAUUUGUCGCCAACUAAAUUGAAGAAGAACUCAAAACCUGUAGAAGAAUUAGAACGUCCAGAUAGAUUAUACUUAGAACUUUGUUUUAAUUUAAAGCACUAUUGGAAAUCAAGGUCUCGUGCUUUGCUACUCAUUCAAACGUAUCAAAGAGAAUAUAUGGACCUAUUGAAGAAACUUCAAGUUAUUGAUGAAGCAAAUAGAGCCUUAAAACAAUCUGAUUCGUUGAAAAAUGUUUUAGGGAUCAUUAGGUCUGUGGGUAAUUUUAUGAAUGAUUAUUCGAAGCAAGCCUUAGGUUUCAAGUUGGACACUUUACAAAGAUUGAAAUUCAUGAAGGAUGAAACAAAUACUAUGACAUUUUUGCAUUAUAUUGAAAAAGUCAUUAGGAACACUUUCCCCGAAUAUGGGUCAUUUGUUGAUGAAUUGAGCUCUUUGAAUCAUAUGAAUAAUAUAUCAAUUGAGCAAGUUGAAAGUGAUUGCAUUGACUUUGAAAAGAUGUUAAAUAACGUAUCAGACUCCACAACUAAGGGUAAUUUGAGUGCUCCAGAAGUUUUACAUCCUCAAGACAAAAUAUUAGAUAAAAUUAGCGGACCCUUGGAGAAUGCUAAAGUUAAAAAUUCAUUGCUUCAAUCACAUUUAAAAAGAACUAUUGGAGAACAUAGGCAACUAAUGAUGAAUUUUGGAGAAAACACCGAUGACUCAAACAGCCGAAAUACAUUCUUUGCAAAGUUUCUGGGAUUUGUUAGUGAGUUCAAGAAGGCGCAUUUUGAAAACAUUCAAAGAGAAGAAGAGCAAAAGGCGUACGAAGCAAGGAAGAGGAUGAUUGAAGAAAGCAGAAGCAAUCUAAUUAAACGAAAGAAGGAUGGAAAUAGAAAGAAGAAGGAUAGUGAUACCUCUACUAUUAUAGAAGUAGACGAGACCAGUGUUGGCCCUGAUCAUGGGGAAAAUCAAGCUGGAAAUAUAGAUAAAAGACGGAAUAAAGUAGAAGAAGAAGAAGAAGAAGAAGCGGCGGAAGAAGGAGAAGCUGACUCUGAGUUUGGCGAGAACGAUGACGAUGACGAUGAUGAUGACGAUGAUGAUGAUGAUGAUGAUGACGAAGAAGAUGACGACAACGAUGAAGAUGAUGACGAUGACGAAUACAAGGAUGUAUCUCCUUCGAAAGACUCUGGAAGUACUAGUACUGCAGAAGCUGCUGAUACUUCUAGUGCCACUAUUGAUAAUUUGAUGGAGAAAUUAAAGUCUAGUGCUUCCACAUCUUCCAAUUCGAGUACAAGAGAGAGAAAGGCUAGGAAUAGAAGAAGUAAAGCAUUAUCAUUUUACUCAUCGAUGACAAUUGACGACAUUUUAGAACAGGCUCCUGAGAAUGAAAGAGAAGUCGAGUACGAAAGUGUCAAUUUAUUAAAGAGCAGGAUGUCCACAAGACGCAAGCAGAAUCCCAAUGAAAAUUUGAAUUCCACUGCUGAUGUAACAUUAUUAAGAGCACAGGUCAUGUUGAAUCAACUUAGGAAAGAAGAAGCAUAG